UGGAAUCGUGGCCGUCAUUCCACAAUAGGCCUCCAACAGACCAAGUCCGAGAACAGCGAAGAAUUAUUACGUGCGAGUAAUUUCGAUUUUGCUGUGAAACAGUUUAAUUUUAUCUGUAAAACAAUUUAAUUGUAUCUGUAAAAAUGCAUAAAUAACGACGACGCAACAGGAUACGUGCUCUUCAUGUGCGGUACCGUAAUUUGUAAAUAGAAGGAUAUGAUAUCGAGGCGAUCGUCCACGUCAAAAUGAACAGUUGAUUUGACACUUCGGAAGAUAUCAUGGGGAAAGCGAAGGAAAAUAAUUUGAAAGUUGAGAGGAGCGAAGAUGUGACAAAAAAAUCAAAACUCUGGGCUUAUUUAUUGUGGUUGUUUGGUGGGCUUUUCGGAGCACAUCAUGUAUACAUUGGCAGGGACGAUCAGGCAUUUUUGUAUAUCAGCACGUUCGGUGGCUACUUGGGUUUCGGCUGGCUCAGAGACAUUUAUCGGAUACCCUCGUAUGUGGCCGACGCGAACAAUGAUCCGGUGUUCAUCGAGGAUUUUAAGCGAAAAGUCAGAGCUAAUCGAAAGCCGCCGUUUUCUACGAUGCGAUUUACAGCGGAAGUCGCCGUCGCCUAUUUAUGGGCCGAACUGUAUAUUAAUGCAAUCCCGCAGGAAGAAAUAUAUGGCAUUAAUUUCAGGCAUUUGUUAAUUCUUGUACCAGUUGUUAUCGCGUUAGGUAUUUGGACGGUUGGAAACGUUGGUAGAGAGCGGGGUUCGAUAUGGGCGGCACUUAUCGUCGCUUACCUGCUGUAUCCCACCUUGUAUUACAUCGGCGAUGAUACCAUGUGGCUCUUCUUGAUGAUAGUCGCCUCAAGUCUGAGUUUCGACACUUUUAGCAAACAAUGGCGAUUGAAGCCAAAAAAGAAAAAAAGUUUUAUGAAACGAAUGACAAGUUUAGCUUUAGCGCUUACGCUUUACUUUGCCGUAAUCUGCAGUUAUUUGUAUUUCAAUGCGGUUGUCACGGAUAGCGAAGGUGAGGAAAUCAAGUUGUCGGAAGCGAUUCAGCAUUUCCUCACUUCGCCUAUAUGGACGGAUCUCAAGGCAAGUCUGGAAGCUACGUGGAAUCAGGCAAAACACCAAGGCUUCUGGGCAACUUGGGCGGCAUUGGUGGAUCUUACAGAUCCACGAGGUGAAAUAAACGCUUAUAAGGUUUUGGAUCUCUCGCAAACCGCAUCGCAAAAUGAAGUCACGGCACGAUGGAGAAUUUUAUCUAGAGACAAUCAUCCUGAUAAAGUUAAAGGAUCGGAAGAGGAGAGACGUAAAGCUCAGGAAAAAUUCAUGGAGAUUCAGCAGGCGUACGAAAUUCUGUCGCAAGCCAAGAAUCGCAGGAAACGACGGAAUCGUCGUUCCGACGAAUAAGCCGUGUCCACUUUUGACUCGAAAAACAAUAAAAGACAAAAAGAUC
Linepithema humile (Argentine ant) is the source of this 1443-nucleotide messenger RNA. It is a transcript of the gene wus, whose product is annotated as TM2 and DnaJ domain-containing protein wurst. The record is from RefSeq and is a predicted model, not a curated record. Gene Ontology annotation, cellular component: membrane. NCBI's taxonomy places the organism in Eukaryota, Metazoa, Arthropoda, Insecta, Hymenoptera, Formicidae.